GUAGAUGUUAAUGUCCCAUACGACACCGCAUGCAAAAUUACGCCAUGCCUAUUCCACCUGCAUUUAAUCUGUAUUACGCUACGUGCUUCGGUAACUCACUCUAGGCUGGCUUAACACUGUUCUCAUGACCUCCCGCCGUGCACGGCUGCGGGGUGGUUUCACCCCUCCAUCACCUGUACCCGUCUCCAAAAGCCACCACCACCUCAUCCUCUCCUCCUUCUUAUCAUCGUUUCUUAACUUGGAUUUUGAAGACACAAAAUCCCAAGCCGCUACAAAGAUACACUAGAGCUCCCCCUGAAAUCAAUAUACGAUUUGCGUGGCCCGCACUACACUACUUGGUCCUAACGUCAAAGUGCGGCGGCCUGUACCAUCUUCUUCACACUGUGAAACGCCAUCUGCUAACCCAGCAACUCGGACGAACCAGCGAAAUAACUGGCCAGUCCUGGUUUAUUCACUCUUGCUGCUGUUACCCACCGACGACUGAAAUCUGCCAGCUGUCAGAAAAAAUCACGCGUCUGAACUAUUUGUUGCUUUGGCUCUGUUAAACGAACGGCUUCGUCAAAUUAACACCAACGUGAAUGUCACUUGGUUGCGAAGUCGCCGCUCGCCCCAGCACUCUUGCAACCCCUCCUCCUCUGACCAACUGUGAAAUUAUUCGCCUUCUUUAUGCUGAACGCAACGACCACGAGUCCUUUGCACCGUGAAAAGCGACCUCGCCGUACCCCGACCUCUGCAACUUCGACACCGCCUCGAACACUAUCAUACACUUCGAUUGCUGGUCUGGCAUCGUCUGAGCCAACGCUUCGGUUUCCACGACCCACUGGGAACAAGCAUCUUGCCCACUGGAUCUCCAACAGUGAUCCCGACAUCAUGCAUCCCACAACAGAUCGUUCGGUCGAUGAGCUCUCCGGAAUCAUGGAGUCUGCUUAUGAUAUCGUUGGAGCAGAUUUGGAAUCCACUGAUGAAGGCAACUUCACAGAGUCGAUGAGUGCAUCCAUCAGUUCACUGGACUAUCACAAGAUGGAUGAUGUUGUAAGCCUGACGGGCACUGAAGCCACGUACGAGGAAGACGAGGUAGAUGAUACCACUGCCUCUCAGUUUAUUGAGCAUAUCCAAGCAAACAUGAUAUACUCCACCGAAACGGCUAUCAAGGAUCGAUCGGACUCGGAUGAAGAAGACAUUGACGAAGGUGGGGACGCUUCGCAAGCAUCGCUGGACUAUGCAGACAGCAGUUUGAAAACACCAUCAAUCAAUACUCCAGAAGGGAGCAAGAUAUUCGUCAGGCAGACGAUUCUACAGACAUGGGUAGAAGGGACAAGAAAAUUUGUCAAUAGUGCAUGGAGGGAGCAAGAGAGAUUCCGUGGUGUUUUUGUUGACACUCUUUGCUCUGCUCUUCCAGGCGUCAUCUGCGCCAGUCUCUGUGGUAUACUCAUCCAUAUCUUCUUCACACCUCUGGAAUACCCAGCAAGUCCUCUCAUUUUCACGUCACUAUCUACAUUGACGUCUACAACCACUAUAAAUCUGGCCCCGCCUGCCUCCACGACAACGACGACCGUGACGACUGCAGCCGCCAUGACGCUUGCCACCGGCGUCGCUCUCAUACCCCUCUCAAACCCAACAGAGUCUCUAUUCACAUCUCGCAGAACCACGGUUUCGUUUACCUCUCAGGGAAAGGACUCUGUGCUUGUACAUGUAGGCGAGGAUGCAAAGACCGCCUGGGCUCGUCGAAGCUGCCUCUCCAUCACUGCUAGCCGGGAGGGACAACCAGCAGAGAUCUCAACAACAUCGGUUAAUGAGGGAAUACUCGUGCAGUUUCCCAGACGCGAGGUGCAUGGUAUGAUCACCAUGUCGGUCAAGGCUACAUGCCGACCCAAAAUCACCAAAGAAGUUAAAGUCUACUUUGGAAAGGGCAUCAUGGUCGAAGCUUUCGAGAAGGGCAAACAGCUAGCACAGGAAGUUAGUGUUGCGGCUCAAGAAGCUGAGCGCCGGUUCAAUGAUGUGAAGGAGUCCGUUGUCAACUCGUUUGAUGGAUCAUGGUCGCGAGCCCUACGCUACCAAAGCCUCUUUGCUCGGGAGCAUCUGCAAAAGUCAGAGCAAACCCUCCGCCAACAAAUCUUUACUGCCUCGCAACAAGCUGCCUCGCUGACUCAUGACGCUGUCAAGAACUUGAACACCCAAUUCAUGUUCACAGUUCAAGCGGUACAGGUUGAUUUAUUGGAGGCCCAAAUCAAGUCUAAGCUGUGGUGGCUUAAGCUCACUGGAGAGUCAGAGAAAUACAAGAGCUACGAGCAGAAAGCCCUGUCUUUCCUCACAGAGAAGCAGUCGCAGCUGCUUAUGGCAAAGAAGACAGAAACAAAGCAGACCAGCACGUUGCUUUCUGGGUGGGAAUGGCUCCAAAGUCAACAAGAUAACUUUUGCAACGGGCAGUUUGGGAAGUGGAAUCCUUGGCCCCGUCAAUGCUAACGGUGUACGUAGACACUAUUGCAUACGGCCUUUUAUGAAGGCUUUAGUUGCGGCUGUAGUUGCAGCCGCCUCUUAUUCGUUGUUCGCUGCUGCUUUUAUGGGAGUGUACUUAGGCAAGUCAUUUGGAAUAUGCGAUGUAUUGCUGUCGUUGGUGGUAGAGUGUGAUUUAUUACGGGGUUAUUGUUCUUCUUUGAGGGUUUAUUACAGUAUAUACCGAAUACAUGCUAAACAACAAAGUUUAUAUGUCUUGCCGUUGUUACUGUAGCUGAG
[Torrubiella] hemipterigena is the source of this 2733-nucleotide messenger RNA. The record is from the annotation of a GenBank genome assembly. Lineage: Eukaryota; Fungi; Ascomycota; Sordariomycetes; Hypocreales; Clavicipitaceae.